AUGGCCAACGUUGAAGUCGCCACCAAUAGGGAACCCGUCCAGAUGUCUGACGGGACUCCAGAUCUGAAGAACGAAGCACAGUCAGGCUCGCUGACCGCCGCCGCCAUGAUGAUCGUGGAGGGUGUCGCGAUCGCUCAGCAGGCAUCUAAGGAGGCAGCCAUCUUCGUUCCUGUUCCAGAAAUGGCCGUUCCAGCCAAAGCAGCGAACGAGUCCGAGAGCGAGACUACCAAGAGCGAGGAAGAAAGCGAGGAAGAAAGCGAUAGCGAUAUCGAUUUCCCUCAGUGGAAUGGACCGAGGCCGCGUGGAAAGCCGGUUACGAAGGUUAGCGGGAGGAAAGACGACAAAAAGGAGAAGGAGAAAAAAGAGAAAGAGAGGAAGGAGAAAGAGAAAGAGGAGAGGGCGAGGAAAGAGAAAGAGGAAAGGGAAAGGAAGGAGAAGGAGAAGAGGGACAAACAGGCCAAGUCUGCCCGCAUGUCUGCCUCCAACGAGAGCGACGCUGUUAUAAUCUCGCAUGACUAG
This is a messenger RNA of Cyclocybe aegerita, 519 nucleotides long. Lineage: Eukaryota; Fungi; Basidiomycota; Agaricomycetes; Agaricales; Hemipholiotaceae. The record is from the annotation of a GenBank genome assembly.